This is a messenger RNA of Drosophila miranda, 939 nucleotides long. It is a transcript of the gene Cpr64Ad, whose product is annotated as larval cuticle protein A3A. Bases 78 to 818 code for a protein of 246 amino acids. The transcript is spliced from 2 exons. Gene Ontology annotation, cellular component: extracellular matrix. The record is from RefSeq and is a predicted model, not a curated record. Lineage: Eukaryota; Metazoa; Arthropoda; Insecta; Diptera; Drosophilidae.
UUUUGGUCAGGGCAUGUCAGUUCAUUUUUGAUAACCGACGGUGACAAUCGCACAAAAACCCCCACCCAAGCCGCACAAUGAAUCCUCUGACGGUCGUAGCAGUCCUCUCCUCGAUGGCCCUCUCGGCUCAGGCUGGUCUGGUGGCUCCUCUGGGCGGCCCCCUGGCGGCAGCUCCUUUCGGCGCACCACUGGCCUACUCCUCGCCUCUGGGCGCCUCGCCAUACUUUGCCCCGGCCGCCUACUCGGCUCCUCUGGGCUACUCCGCCCCUCUGGUGGCCAGGAACUAUGCCGCUGCUCCCCUAGCUGGUCCCUUCGCUGCACCAUUCGGUGCACCAUUCGGUGCACCAUUCGCUGCUCCAGUUGCUGCGGCUCCUCUGGCCGCCCCAGUGGCUGCUCCAGUGCUAGCCAAGAACGUGGUCGCUGCUCCUCUUGCCGCUCCAGUUGCCGCUCCUCUGGCUGCUCCCGUGGCCGCUCCCAUUGCCACCGAGAUUGUGGACGCCCAUCCACAGUACAGGUUCGCCUACGAUGUCCAGGAUAAUCUGACUGGUGACUCAAAGACCCAGGAGGAGACCCGUGAUGGCGAUGUCGUGCGUGGCUCCUACUCCCUGAUCGAGCCCGACGGUUCCCGUCGCAUCGUCACCUACUACGCCGACGACAUCAACGGAUUCAACGCCGUGGUGCAGAAGGAUGUGCCCGUUGCCGUGGCCCCCGUGGCACCAGUUCUGGCCAAGACCAUUGCCGCUCCCGUUGCCCCCGUGGUGGCUGCUGCCCCAGCUCCGGUGUUCGCCAAGACCCUGGCCGCACCCAUCGUUGUCUGAGGACCGCCUGCAAUUCGACAAAGGACUUUCAUCUGUACAUAUUCGAUUAUUCAUUGUCGUGCUCUAAAAUGACUUUCAUCGCAACCCAACAAUAAAAGAAACUCCAAAAAACUUUUGUGAU